Molecule: messenger RNA, 762 nt
Organism: Glarea lozoyensis ATCC 20868
Lineage: Eukaryota; Fungi; Ascomycota; Leotiomycetes; Helotiales; Helotiaceae
Exons: 1
Coding region: 1-762 (253 amino acids)
Molecular function (GO): nucleic acid binding
Source: RefSeq, a predicted model, not a curated record
AUGUCAGACGACGAUGAAUACGAGAUACCGCUCCAAGAUCAACGAGUAUUUGGAGCGGGUAUCAAGAGGAAGGGAGUAAAGUUCGUUCCCUCAAGCUUGAGCGCCACAGCGGAUCUACCUUCAGGAAAUACCUCCGCGAAAUCUAUCAGCGACUUCUAUUUGGGUCUCGUUCUGUCAUCUGACUCGAAAAAAGCCGAUGCUUCCUCGAAGACAGACGGUAACACUGAGCUAAAAGGACAGGAAAUGGGAGAAUCGUCGGUAGAACAGAUAUGUGAGGUCUGCAACCUACCGCUAUUAUCUGCCCCUUCUACCUCGAAUAGUACUCAAGAUGGCACAGACAGUACACAUUCCAUCACUGUUUCCAAUGACAACAAAUCUCAUCCUCACGAGGCUUCCUUAGCUCACCAACUUUGCUUGGCGCAUUCACAUCCCCCUUCACACCUCGAUCGUAAUCGCAAAGGUCUGGCAUAUCUUGCAUCUUACGGCUGGGAUCCGGACUCCAGGCUUGGUCUUGGUGCUGCAGGUCAAGGUAUACAAUUUCCGAUAAAGACGAAGCCAAAAGACGAUAAAAUGGGCAUUGGAGUUGUGCUGCCGAAAGAGGCUGAGCGUAGGAGAAAAGAGAAACCGAGGGGACUUGAUGCCGGGAAGAUCAAAAAGCUAGAUGAAAAAGACAAGAAGAAAUCGGCUAGACUCAGACAGAUGUUCUACCAGAAUGAUGAUGUCGAGCGAUAUCUAGGUGGGGGCUCGGACGGUCGUCUCUGA